Molecule: messenger RNA, 2037 nt
Organism: Oryza sativa Japonica Group (Japanese rice)
Lineage: Eukaryota; Viridiplantae; Streptophyta; Magnoliopsida; Poales; Poaceae
Product: probable calcium-binding protein CML25/26
Molecular function (GO): calcium ion binding
Source: RefSeq, a predicted model, not a curated record
AUUAAUAAUAACAUAUAUAGAUCGAGAAGAAAAUUUAAACACACGAGCAACACAAUGCAUGCAUGUUCUAGAAAAACUAAAUUGUUGAAUGACGCGGAAACGUUUCUUUGCAUCAUAUGGAUCGGUCGGUCCACUGCUAUAGGCGUGAACUCCAUGCAUCGAAAUAUAUGGGAAUUAACUAACGCUGAACCUUCUGUCCUCUUACCUUAGUAAGUAUUGCCUGCUGGAUCAUCUCUAUCAUCUUAUAUAUAGGAGUAUAUAGCUAUCAUCAGAUCGACCGAUGAUUUCGAUAGUAAGUUGCAGCAGAGACAAGUCGCAAAUUAGACUCACUACAUAUAUACGUAUAUACUUGCGAACUCUGAUUAUAUUGUCGAUCCAGGAGCAACCGAGAUUAAUCCUCUCCUUAGAUUAGAUACCAUAUAAUCACUGACAGUGCCAUGGCAUCGUCAGCUUCGUCGGUGUUCGCGGCCUUCGACAAGGACGGCGACGGCAAGGUGUCCGCGUCCGAGCUGCGGGGCUGCAUGGCGGCGGCGCUCGGGGAGGAGGUGUCCGAGGAGGAGGCGGCGGCGAUCCUCGCAACGGCCGACACCGACGGCGACGGCUUGCUGGACCACCACGAGUUCAUGAGGCUCUCUGCUGCUCAUCAGUUGCAGGAGCCAGCGGAGGAGAGCCUAAGGUGCCUGAGGGAGGCGUUCGACAUGUACGCGGAGGAGGAGGAGACGGCGGUGAUCACGCCGGCGAGCCUGCGGCGGAUGCUGAGGCGGCUGGGGUCAGAGCAUCAGCGGCUGGAGAUGGAGGAGUGCAGGGCCAUGAUCUGCAGGUUCGACCUCAACGGCGACGGCGUGCUCUCCUUUGACGAGUUCAGGGUCAUGAUGCUCAUGGCUUGACCUACGUUUUAUUUUGUUGCACUAUUUCUCAUUCAUUCAUUCUUUUGUUGUCAAUUAUUUAAUUAGUGCAGAUGACAGAUUGAUAGCUUGGUAAUUCCUCAUGUGUCCAUAUGAUGAUAGAUUCAUUCAAUUUUAUUGUUUUUUUACUUUGCAAUUUGCAUGCCAUAGCACGCACGAGGAAGAAUAGCUAGGUCUAGGACAACUUUGUUCAAUGUUGAUGGAUAGACACAAGAGGAGAUGGAAGAGUAAGCCCUGCCCUGCAGCUUCCCCAUUUCAACGUUUUAGACGACGGCAGACGGGCAGAGCCCAUUGUUUGCAUUGCACUGGGUCUUUCUAGAUUAACAAUAUAGAAGAGUCUAGUCAAUGUUGCAGAAUCGAGCAACUUCGACGAAAAACACCAUCCUCUGCCGUCGUAACCCUCUCUACAUAUCGAUUCCUGACCAAGCGACAUGCAAACGCGUAGAUUUUGUUCGGAUAACCAGCUUCAUAACAAAUCCAACUAGCAAAUCACAUGCAAACGCGUCGAUUUUGUUCGGAUAACCAGCUUCAUAACAAACCCAAUUAGCAAAUCACACAGCAUGCAGCGCAGGGGUGAAGGCUGCAACAAGGCAACCGAUCGAGGAACACUUGCAUUGUUUUGUUGUACACCACAGCAACCAGGGUUGGCAAAUGCAUUUAUUUACUCAAAGAAAAACCCAUAUAAUAUUAUAGAAUACACAAGUCACUGGCAAGAGCGAAAUAUUCAAAUACUCCAUCUUUUUGUCCAAAGAAAAAAAUAUUUCAGGUACAAAAUUCAAACAGCUGGACAUGAGACCGUAAACAAGUAACAUACAGACAAUGGUGUUCCUGUUUAUGGCUGCCAACGCCAACCACUACGGCAAAGUGUACAUGCAAAAUGUCUACAAGCUUUUUUAUCACACAACCUAUACAAAUAAUGGUACCAGCCUUUGCAGCUCCCGCUCAACCUAACAACCAUCCCUCAUCCUAUCCCAUCGUAACAUAAUAUAUAUAGCAACCAGCAAUUAACUCGACCUGGCUAGAGAUUUCACUCGCCAAAAUUGUCCUGGUACCAAAAGAAUCAGUUUAAACAACCAAUAAUAGCACAUCUACAACUUGAAAGAUGCCUCCUCUUCUGUGUAAAUUGAAAUUC